CAUCACUCUCCCUCUUCACCCCUCACUUCUCUCCCACCAUUUCUCUCCCACAAUAAAACCCCCAAAUUCCAAACCCUAAAAAAAUAUCUCCAAAUCAAAAUCAAAAAUCAUGAGAGAAAUCCUUCACAUUCAAGGCGGCCAAUGCGGCAACCAAAUCGGAACUAAAUUCUGGGAAGUUAUCUGCGACGAACACGGCAUCGAUAACACCGGCCGGUACAGCGGCACAACCGCCGAUCUACAACUUGAACGUAUCAAUGUUUACUUCAAUGAAGCUUCCGGCGGAAGGUACGUUCCACGCGCCGUCCUUAUGGAUCUGGAACCUGGUACUAUGGAUAGUAUUAGAUCCGGCCCCAACGGUCAGAUCUUUCGGCCGGAUAACUUUGUGUUUGGACAGUCUGGUGCUGGUAAUAAUUGGGCGAAAGGUCAUUAUACUGAAGGCGCUGAGUUGAUUGAUUCUGUACUUGAUGUUGUUAGGAAGGAGGCUGAGAAUUGUGAUUCCUUACAAGGUUUUCAGGUCUGCCAUUCACUUGGAGGCGGCACAGGUUCUGGCAUGGGGACUCUGUUGAUUUCAAAGAUCAGAGAAGAAUAUCCUGACAGAAUGAUGCUGACAUUCUCUGUUUUUCCUUCACCUAAAGUCUCCGACACCGUUGUUGAACCUUAUAAUGCCACACUAUCAGUCCACCAGUUGGUUGAAAAUGCUGAUGAAUGUAUGGUUCUUGACAAUGAAGCACUCUAUGACAUUUGUUUCAGGACUUUGAAACUCAGCAAUCCAAGCUUUGGUGAUCUGAACCACUUGAUAUCUGCAACCAUGAGUGGUGUAACUUGCUCUUUGAGGUUUCCUGGUCAAUUGAAUUCUGACUUGAGGAAGCUUGCAGUCAACCUGAUUCCAUUCCCGCGUCUCCAUUUCUUCAUGGUCGGUUUUGCUCCUCUUACAUCUCGUGGAUCCCAGCAGUACACCUCACUUACUGUCCCGGAACUCACCCAACAAAUGUGGGACUCCAAGAACAUGAUGUGUGCAGCUGAUCCACGCCAUGGACGUUAUCUCACAGCCUCAGCCAUGUUCAGAGGCAAAAUGAGCACCAAAGAGGUGGAUGAACAGAUGAUCAAUGUGCAAAACAAGAACUCAUCGUACUUUGUUGAAUGGAUUCCAAACAAUGUUAAAUCUAGUGUGUGUGACAUUCCACCAACCGGGCUCACAAUGGCUUCCACAUUUGUUGGAAACUCAACUUCAAUUCAGGAGAUGUUUAGACGAGUUAGCGAGCAGUUCACAGCCAUGUUUAGGCGCAAGGCUUUCUUGCAUUGGUAUACUGGUGAAGGAAUGGAUGAAAUGGAAUUUACCGAGGCAGAGAGUAAUAUGAAUGAUUUGGUGGCAGAGUAUCAGCAAUAUCAAGAUGCUACAGCAGAGGACGAGGAGUAUGAGGAGGAGGAGGCAGAGGGGGAAUAUGAAGAGUGAAGUGGUAAAAUCGUAUGUUUUGUUAUCUUUGUUUUAUAUGAUACCGUACUGGGUGUAUUCUUAUUGUUGUGUUUUGGAUAUCUGCUGCUUGUGCUAUAUGUUUGGUUUGAGUAAUGCAAAGUGUUUGAAUAAGGUCUGGGAUGUUUUGGUUUAAAAUAUUGGCAGUGUAAUGACAUUUUGAGAAAUAUGUUGAUAUAUGCAAGCAAGAUGAUGUAUGGAGUUAAUUCAAA
Molecule: messenger RNA, 1683 nt
Organism: Erigeron canadensis
Lineage: Eukaryota; Viridiplantae; Streptophyta; Magnoliopsida; Asterales; Asteraceae
Product: tubulin beta-5 chain
Exons: 3
Coding region: 110-1453 (447 amino acids)
Biological process (GO): microtubule cytoskeleton organization; mitotic cell cycle
Cellular component (GO): microtubule; cytoplasm
Molecular function (GO): GTP binding; GTPase activity; structural constituent of cytoskeleton
Source: RefSeq, a predicted model, not a curated record